UUGGGUCAUCAACUGAUCAUUGUUUUCGUUCAUAGUUUUUACAUAUAUUUAUGCACGAUGAAUCGUUUCAAGAAUAUCGGGAAGCCCUAUAUGAGGGCUCUUUUAAGACACGGGAACAAUUUGAAUGUUCAUAAAAUAUUCAGGAGGUGAAAUUAGUAAAAGAAAAAAAAGUUGGGCCCAAAUCUUGCGGGUUUUUUUUAUUUGUUUCCCCUUUCAGUUUGAGUAGUUAUAUUGUGAUGCAGUGAAGGUAUUUGUAUUUGUUCCCCAACCGAGUAAAAGAAAAGGCUGUGUCCGUUACUCGGGAGUGGAAGAUGGCGACGGCGCCGGGAAAUCAAAUGUUGGAGGGCGGAGGAGGAGCGCCGCAGCCUCCGGGUACAGACAUGACCGGAAUAUGCUUCCGGGAUCAGCUCUGGCUCAAUAGCUUCCCUCUGGAUCGCAACUUGGUCUUCGAUUACUUCGCACUCUCCCCUUUCUACGACUGGACCUGCAACAACGAGCAGCUCCGCAUGCGCUCCGUUCACCCCCUCGACAUCUCUCAACUCUCGAAAAUGACGGGGACGGAGUAUAUGCUCAGCGAAGUUAUGGAGCCGCACCUGUUUGUCAUUCGCAAGCAGAAGAGAGAUAGCCCCGACAAAGUUACACCUAUGCUCGCGUAUUACGUCCUCGAUGGUUCCAUUUACCAGGCACCGCAACUGUGCAAUGUUUUUGCCGCCAGAAUUGGAAGGGCCCUUUAUUACAUACAAAAGGCUUUUACUACAGCUGCCUCAAAGUUGGAGAAGAUUGGAUAUGCUGGGUCAGCUGAUUCUGAAAAUGAGACUGCAUUGUUGGAAUCAAAGACUGCUAAGGAGACAAUUGACAUAAAGGAAGUUAAGCGAGUUGAUCAUAUUCUUGCAUCCUUGCAACGCAAGUUACCACCAGCUCCUCCUCCACCACCAUUUCCAGAAGGUUAUGUUCCACCUCCAACUGCAGAAACGGAGAAAGGCACUGAAACUCAAGAAGCAGCAGAAACGCAAGCUCCUACUGCUGAUCCGAUAAUUGAUCAAGGACCAGCAAAAAGAAUGAAAUUUUGAUAUAAAAGACAUACUGCAACGGCUAUUAAUACUUAUACAGGUGGAGGAAAAUUAUAUUAUUCCUUAACAAGCGGCCGUUGCUAAAACAUGAUUAACUUAAUGUUAUUCUCUGGUCUAAAAUGCGUUGCUCUUUUCCUGUCUUCACCAUAAAUGUAGAUAUUAUCACUGAAAUAGGAUUAAGUUCUCCUGUUUUUUCAUUCUAGACAAUGUAUUGAGCAAUUGUAACUUGUAAGGGUAAACGAAACUAGUGUCCUUUUCGCAUUGAACAUUUUCUGUAUUUUACGUUGACGCAGGGACUUGCAUUGAUCCUAGUUUUCCCUGAACACCUCGGGAAAUUGAAUUGCUGAUCAAUUGAGUGUAUAAAUAUUGCGUACGUCAACUAGGGAAUAGAUUGAAUUGUCUUAUA
Glycine soja is the source of this 1476-nucleotide messenger RNA. Its product is annotated as mediator of RNA polymerase II transcription subunit 6. The transcript has 5 exons. Gene Ontology annotation, biological process: regulation of transcription by RNA polymerase II. NCBI's taxonomy places the organism in Eukaryota, Viridiplantae, Streptophyta, Magnoliopsida, Fabales, Fabaceae. Gene Ontology annotation, cellular component: mediator complex; core mediator complex. The record is from RefSeq and is a predicted model, not a curated record. Gene Ontology annotation, molecular function: transcription coactivator activity. Bases 312 to 1070 code for a protein of 252 amino acids.